CACUCGAGCUCCCUCUUAUGGCGCCGCGUGAGGAGCGUGCCUGCGCGGUCUCUCUGUUAUCCUUACGACCGCGUAGACCUACAACACGGUGUUAAAUUGAUAACGCAACUGACAGGUGUAUCAAGCAUUUCGCGCCGCCAAAGGGAAGAGGUUGGCGCACAGUCGACUCGCUUCGGGCACUGUAGCAGCUGGAUGCACGGAACAGCCAUGAAAAAUCUCGAAGCUUUUGCUAUGCUGCUUUCUUCAGUUAUCUGUUCAUCAGUGUUUGCCUACAGAGACCAGAAUGGUUGCGAAGUGCAAGACAUCCUCAGUUGUUACAGUGGUCUCCGCAAGAAGAUUACUGACGAGGUGGGCUUUCUGCCAUUGCCACAACACGACGACGCUCAGAUUUCCUACACACGGUUUUGCAAGAGGAUCUUUCUAGAAAAGUCUUUAUGCUAUGGUGGUUCCUUGACAAGCUGUAGAAUGCACCCGGAAAUGACAGCCAGAGAAUCCAUGUAUCACUUCUUCUGGCACACCGUGUGUGGUAAAGAGCUGCAAAGUUGGAGGCAAUUUCAAGAGAUAAUGGGGAACACCGAAGACGGCAGAUGCGACAGGGCCCUCACACUCUUGAAUGAAACAGCAAACCAUGAUGACUGCAGAAACUUUGAAGGCGCUUUGAAAGAUUGCAGUGACUCUGUCGCAGAGAAAAUACAUUUUCCACCUGAUCUCCUGCCAGAAGCGAUGCGCCUUGUAGGAUGUCGGGAUGGUCCAAGUCAAGUGGCCAGCGACAUCAGUGACCAUGCGGCGAAAGGUGGCGUCGGUACUUCUGAUAACGACACCACACACAACCCCACACCGAGCUCAUCAGAACCUGAGCGGGAGCUGACCAUCCACGUCUGCGAAGCAACACGGGCGGCCCAGUGCCUCAGCCGCCCGUACAAGGCCGUGACCGACGGUGGGCGGUCACUGUUCACCACCAACACUGGGAAUUCUAUCUUGCUCAACGAUGUCGUCACAAAGUUCUGCCGGGACGGUGACUGGUCCAAGUAUUGUCUAAAGAGCCUCGACGUGAAAUUUUGCACUGCGGCAGAAAAGAACGGCUUGGAUCGAUUGGCUGGAGCGGCUGACGAGGCAGCGUCUGUGUUCUGUAACAACGAAGGAACAAUUUUGUCUGAUUUGAUAAAAUCAGCCCACUGCUGGGACACACCCGGAUUUGCACAGUGCGCGGAGAGCGCCGACAUAAUGAAUAUCAAGAAGAAUUUUUUUGCACCCGACUGGUCUCCGGCAAACUGCAGAAACUUGGAAAACUCGGCGACUGCCUGUAUCCAAAGAAGUGUGAUAAGCGGAAAAAACUGUUCUUCUCCAUAUGCUUCCGGGGCUAAGAAGAUAAUCUCAGCCUACCUUAGCAAGUUGAACUGUGAUUCAAGUACGAACGCUUUCAGUGCUACGACGCCAACCAGUAUUUUUGUUAUGUUCUUGAUCUUGCUUGUUGUUUCUUUCAAUAAAAUAUGUUGUUUAUAG
Molecule: messenger RNA, 1503 nt
Organism: Dermacentor silvarum
Lineage: Eukaryota; Metazoa; Arthropoda; Arachnida; Ixodida; Ixodidae
Exons: 9
Coding region: 193-1503 (436 amino acids)
Source: RefSeq, a predicted model, not a curated record